CGGAGUCAAAAUUUCCCGGGGAUUAUGUUUCGGAAAGGAACCCGGCGAGGAAAUACAUGCACUCACUGAGAAUCGCCCGCGCCAGGGCGCAGCGCUACCAGGUGUAGGCAGAGGGUGGGGUGGGGCGAGAGGGGACCGAGGAGCCCCCCGCGGCUCCGAACACCGGGGCGUCGGUUCUUCAUCCUGCCCUCGGGGGCGGACGGAGGGAUCCCGGCCCCACUCCACGCCCCGACCAUGGUAGUGUUCAAUGGCCUUCUUAAAAUCAAAAUCUGCGAGGCUGUGAGCCUGAAGCCCACAGCCUGGUCGCUGCGCCAUGCCGUGGGACUCCGGCCCCAGACUUUCCUUCUGGACCCUUACAUUGCCCUCAACGUGGACGACUCGCGCAUCGGCCAGACGGCCACCAAGCAGAAGACCAACAGCCCGGCCUGGCACGACGAGUUCGUCACCGACGUGUGCAACGGGCGCAAGAUCGAGUUGGCCGUCUUCCACGAUGCCCCCAUCGGCUACGACGACUUCGUGGCCAACUGCACCAUCCAGUUUGAGGAGCUACUGCAGAACGGGAGCCGCCACUUCGAGGACUGGAUUGACCUGGAGCCGGAAGGCAGAGUGUAUGUGAUCAUCGAUCUCUCGGGGUCAUCGGGUGAAGGUAGGAGAGAGUGACCUCAGCCUUGUUCUCUUCCGUUGACCCUUAGUCUUCUGGGCCCUCCCUUCCCUCCUUGGCUGCGGCAUUUUACAGUGACAUUUAAUUAAUUGGCACAUUUUAAAGGAAGAGGUUAUUUUGAAGAUGCUUAUGCCUCUGUACCAAAAGGGACCAGCCAUCUGUUAACUUUGGUGGAACAGAGGGAGGAUUUGCGACUUACCAAGCGAGGCCAAUAAAGCAGGCGUUUUGCACGCUAGUGCACCAGCCAGACUUUGGGGAGCCCAGCCUCUCCCCGGAGGCUCCCGUGGGGUUUUGCGUGUGUGGUGGGAAGGAAGUAAAACCAGUUGGUCUAACGGUAUUCAGAAAUAAAAGAAAUUAGGUGUCAAAUUUCAGUAUCUUAUUUCUGUAGAGCU
Molecule: messenger RNA, 1053 nt
Organism: Eptesicus fuscus (big brown bat)
Lineage: Eukaryota; Metazoa; Chordata; Mammalia; Chiroptera; Vespertilionidae
Product: protein kinase C epsilon type-like
Exons: 3
Coding region: 235-660 (141 amino acids)
Source: RefSeq, a predicted model, not a curated record